This is a messenger RNA of Eleginops maclovinus (Patagonian blennie), 1703 nucleotides long. Its product is annotated as proline-rich protein 15. Lineage: Eukaryota; Metazoa; Chordata; Actinopteri; Perciformes; Eleginopidae. The record is from RefSeq and is a predicted model, not a curated record. The transcript has 2 exons. Bases 371 to 697 code for a protein of 108 amino acids.
AGGCGGAAACCUGCUGGGUCAGUGGAAGAAAAGCCUCUCCUUAUAAAUUUGUCAAUGCAUGUGUACUAUUCUCAAGAUAUUGCAGAAGAAGAAGAAGAAGAAGAAGAGUAUUUUGCGAGAGCAGCGAAAGAAUAUGAAACUUUUUGCAGGUGGCGUAGAAAUGGAUACUGUUGCGACCCCUUGAAGGACUGCGUUUGCACAGUUGUUUUCCCCUACUGAAGAAGAAGACGACGACGACGACGACGACUCUGACCUGUCCUGUGGAUUUAUAUCUCAGAACAAUUAUAAGUGUAACAUUUACACUUUGCUUUGGGUCGUUUUGAGCGUCCACAAACUUCACUGCACUCCAGCAUCCUUCCUCCACUCCAAGAUGACAGAGCGGAUCCCAUGGUGGAAGGCAUUCCUGCCCAAGAAGAAGACUGGAGGUCCCAGGGACACUGCCCACACCCUGGACCAGGACUUUGACCCCUUUGCACAGCAGCCCGAGAAGCAGAAAGACCCGGCAGGAGACCAGUCCCAACAAGAGUCCAACCAAGACUCCAGCAUCCUCAGCGAUGAACGCUACGAUGACUCCUGCCUGGAGUCGGUCUUCAACGAGCAGACAUGUCGCAGGAAAAUGAAGGUGUCACGCUCGGGUCGAUUUAAGGAGAAGCGGAGGGUGCGCUCGAGCCUUCCCAUACAGGACAAUGAGACAUAGAAAAGUGUCAUCAAAGAGAGGGGUGACGGUGAGGAAGGAAUCAAAGACUGCUGUAUAAAAGAAGCUUGAAGGAAAGGAGAAGGCUUUGAGUUUUAUGAAGAUGCUUGAGGCAGCCUAAAAGGUCUGCUGUAUGUUGGUUACCGGGCGAGGAGCAUUCAACUUUCAGCCCCAAACUGCAGAAAGGAAGUUAUUUGGUGUAUUACAUUUUGGAAAUUAGGACAUUUUGCUGACUGACUUAUGCGAGAAGGCCAUAGAAACUAUGAUAUGUGACUUGAAAUGGAUCAUAUUUGUUUUUCAUGAUGGUUAUCGAACCAUUUCAUCAACAAAAUCGAAUAAUCAAAGCCCAAAAAAGGAAAUAUAAUCAAAUUGAUGUAGGCACUUAAGAGCUUGAUAUGCAGUUUAUGUCCCACAGUGUCACAUUUCCAGGCAUGACAAUGUUAUCAUUGAACAAUCGUACAAACUUCUAAGAAAGCACAUUCCUCAAAUCCAAUUUUCUGUCAAUUCUGAAGUGUAAUAUGUUAAAGGAAAAGAAUAUUGUUUAUAAAAUGUUAACAUUAUUUCUGUGAUGCAAAUAAUAUAUGUUUGAUAAUGAAGGAGAAGUAUAAUGUUCCUUUUGGAAAAUAUGUUGAUUCUAAAGGGUUAGAAGGAUGUUUAUGAAAAAUGAUUUUAUAAUUAUGUGUGACACACAAAAUCAUUAAGUAGAAGAAAUGAUGCGAUGCUUGUGAGCCGCCUUUAAUCAGAUGCACAACACUUGCAAGGGAAAUGCAUAAAAUAUGUUUAAUGAAGGAUAAAAUCCAGCAUGUCGAAUGACAUCUUGCGUCCAAAACAAAGUACCGACUAUGAAGUCAGAAGCUAACAUUGUGAUAUCCAUGUGAAUGAGAUAUAUGGCCGUGUAGCUAAAGAAGUAUGGUCCAGGUGUAGUUUGCUCUGCAGAAUAACUGUAUCUUGGAUCAAAUGUGAAAACUUAAAUGAAGGUAAAAUAUGAGAAAUAAAUCUGAUAACUGCG